AAAGAAAAAGAAAUUCACACGUAAAUUAAAUGUUCGAGCUCUCAUUCACAUCAUGUUUGAAUAUGGAAGAAUGAAGUUAAAUAGAAUAAGCAACAAAUAAAGAAAUUUAAAGAAUAGUGUAAUUUAGCUAGCAUUGCAUAGACGAUCCUUUAGAACAAGCAACAAUCAAAUCAACGGUCCAAAGGCAACAUCGGAUGGAAGCAGUGGCACGAUCGUAGGUCCGCCACGUCGCAAGUCCCAUUACAAAGACAUUUCUUCUAGCACCUUCUUGGCUAUGCUUCUUUUGUUUUCCAUAUUUGCCCCCCUGCCUUAUCCCCAUAUCAUGAGAGUGGGCCCCAGAAAUAUUGCCCUUUUCAUUUUACCUUUUCCUUUUUUUUCUCUCUCGAAGCCACCAGGCCAAGGCUCCUUUUCUCUAUCCUCUAUCACACUAACACCUUCGAAACUUCUGGAAACCACAAAUAACCUAACUCCCUCCCUCCUCUUUCUCAACGGCCUAACUGGUGAUUAUCUGCUUCAACAGACUCCGACCCUAAUUCAUAUAAACCAAGCGGCGAAACAUCAAAUUCAAACAGUUAGAGCAAUUAACUUCGUCGUUUUUACGAAACUCGGAGGAGCAUAAAUGGCGAGCAGGUAGCUAGAGGUUAAGUUUGCAGAUCUGAAACCAAAGAGCAUAUGACGCCAUUGCCGGUGGAGCAGACGGGCGAAUCAGGGGCGACGGAGUCACAGAGAUCCAUUCCGACGCCGUUUCUGACGAAGACGUACCAGCUGGUGGACGAUCCGUCUGCUGAUGACCUAAUUUCAUGGAACGAAGAUGGCACCACCUUUAUUGUUUGGCGACCAGCUGAAUUCGCUCGAGAUUUGCUUCCCAAGUAUUUCAAGCACAACAACUUCUCCAGCUUCGUUCGCCAGCUCAACACCUACGUAAUCAUUAUUUCUUUCCUUCUUCAUGGAUUUUCUUCACAGCCAAACAGCUUUUCUUAUCUUAUAUUACCUUUACUUGUGCAGGGAUUUCGCAAGGUCGUACCUGACCGCUGGGAAUUCGCUAAUGAAUGUUUCCGGCGAGGGGAGAAAGGUUUGCUUCGCGACAUACAGAGGCGUAAAAUAUCGCCGGCAGCUGGUGACAAUAACGUGGUGACGGUUGCCAUGGCAGCACCGGGGAGAGUGGUGUCGCCUACGCCGACGAAUUCCGGCGACGAACAGGUACUAUCCUCGAACUCAUCUCCGAUUGCUCCUCCUGCUGCUGCGCAACACAACAAUAAUAGUAAAAAUACAGUGCACCGCACUACCAGUUGCACCAGUGGACCCGAGCUAUUAGAAGAGAACGAGAGGCUUAGGAAAGAGAAUGGUCAAAUGAAAAACGAGUUGAGUCAAUUGAGAGGUUUGUGUAAUAAAAUACUGGCGUUGAUGUCAAACUAUGCUUCUCGUUCUUCAGCGCAAUUACUAGACUCCUCUGCAAGUGGCGUCGCCGCCGCGGUAGUUGAAGGGAAAGUGGCGUUGGAGCUUUUGCCUGAGAAGGGGGUUCCAUGUGCUGUUGACACCGCCGAAGCGGAGGUUCCCAAGUUGUUUGGGGUUUCCAUUGGGAUGAAACGUUCUAGAACCGAAAGCGAGGCUGAAAUUGAAAGAGAAGAUCACAAUCAAACGCAAACACAAAGGCAAACACAGUCAUCACAGGAACCUGAACGCGGGUCAGAUGUGAAAUCUGAGCCGUUGGAUGGGGACGGAUCGGAUGAUCAGGACCCUCGAUGGGUCGAGCUUGGGUAAUAUUGUGUAGAUUUCACGAAUUGGGAAAGGCGGUGUUUGGCUGUUGGUUAGUUGUUAGUAUGCGGCCAAAACCACGUUUGGUAUACAGCAAACCAAAUUUGCCAAAUGUCGGCCACACCACACCGUUGGUGCUGCCAAGUGUGCCAACGAAAUAGGGCAAUUCCAUGUUGGAUGCUGCUGCUGUGAUGUUGCGUUAGCGUGAUUUUUGGUGUGGCUUUAGAUGGAUAAAAACUACAUUUUAGAGAUUACUUAAGUUUGUACAUAUGUAAACUUUAGGUAAUUUAAUUUAAUUGGUGGAAAUUUUUGGUUUUUUUU
Molecule: messenger RNA, 2076 nt
Organism: Arachis ipaensis
Lineage: Eukaryota; Viridiplantae; Streptophyta; Magnoliopsida; Fabales; Fabaceae
Source: RefSeq, a predicted model, not a curated record